ACUUCAAACUUGUUUGUGUUGAGUCAUCAAUACCUACUGCCAAAAUACCGGUCCAACAUACAACUAGUAUUAAUAUCUUUGUAUAUUUUCCUCAAGAGUCUUAAGCGACUUGGCAUAAUUAAUUAAACAGCAUAAAAUAAGUUUCCUUUUGUUUCGUUUAACUUUAAUUGAACACCAUUUUUGCUUUGUUUUAAUUUAAUUUUGAGUAAAACAGUGAACAGAACAAUUUCAGUAUAUUGGUUCUUCGUCUUUUUUUUUUGCGAUUUAUUUUCACUUCACGAUAAUAUGUUAAGUUGAUGACAUCUUCAAAACGAAAAAUAAAAUAAAUGUAGAGAAAGUGUUGUUGAAAGUAAAGUUAGUGUGCGUGAAAAGAAGUGUGGGGUUGAAGUGAAGUGUGGGGUUGAAGUGACGUGUUCGAUUGAAGUGUCAGAAGGUCCAUGAUGGGCGGGGUGGACGGUGAGCGAGUGAUGGAGGAGCUAGGCUGGAACCGGCGCUUCCAUGUCCUCAUGUACGCAAUGGUGUUCGCGCCCUGCUUCAUGUCCUGCAUCUACUUCACCAACUACGUGUUCCUGGCCGGAGACGUGCCUUACAGAUGUGUAAUUCCUGAGUGCGAGGCAGCCAACAGUACGGAGUACUCCCCGGCGUGGCUGCAGCAGGCGCUGCCUGAGGACCCCGUGGAGAGGCGAUGCUCUGCGAGAGUACCGCGGGGACCUGAUUGUGGAGACUUCUCCUCAGAGCUGCGUCGCUGUGAUACGUGGAUGUACGGAUCGCGCGACACAAUCGUGGCUGAGUUUAACCUGGCGUGUCAGGAGUGGAAACGCACCCUGGUGGGGACUGUGCACAAUAUGGGCAUGCUGGUGUCGGUGAUUCUUCUGGGCUACGUUUCCGACCGUUGGGGCCGAAAGGUAGCGCUGGUGUUGAGCAGCACUUUGGUGGGAGUGAUAGGAACGAUGAAGGCGUUCUCUGUCUCCUACGAGAUGUACAUCAUCGUGGAGUUCCUGGAGACGGUGGCUGGUGCGAGCGGCUUUCCUGCAGCUUAUAUCAUUACUAUUGAAUUGUUAGGACAAGAUAAACGAGUAUUGACCACUGCAUUUCUGGGAAUCAUGCUUGUCUUGGGAGGAAUCUCUUUUGCCCUGCUCGCUAAGACAUUCCACUAUUGGAGAACAUUCAUUCUCGUGGUAUACCCACCGUCGGUACUUUUUAUCUCCUACAUAUACUUCCUACCAGAAAGUAUAAGGUGGCUGCUGUCAAAAGGUCGGAAAGCAGAAGCUGUCAAGAUUAUAAUGAAGGCGGCAAAGAUGAACAAGGUGACGUUGUCGGAGGACUUGAUGCGGCAGUUGACAGAGGAGGAGAAGGUGAAGACAGAGGAGCAGCAGAAGACGGAACAGAAGAGCCUGUGGCUGCAGAUUUUGAAGUCGCCAGUGAUUAUGAGCAGGCUGGCGAUAUGUUCGUGGUGGUGGAUUACUUGCACGUUCGUGUUCUACGGGCUGGCUAUCAACUCGGUGUCGCUGGCGGGAGACAAGUACACCAACUACAUCCUGGUGGUGAGCGUGGAGGUGAUAGCCGUUGUCACGAACGCUCUGGUGCUGGACCGCAUCGGGCGAAAGCGGACGCUGCUCAUCGCCUACCUGGUCUGUGGGCUAUCCUGCAUUGCUAUCGCGUUCGUUCCUGCCGAUCUGCCGUGGCUGGUGACAGUUCUGUACCUGCUGGGCAAGAUCGCCAUCACGCAGGCGUUCAACGGCAUCUACAUGUAUACCUCGGAGCUGUUCCCCACACACGCCCGCCACUCGCUUCUGGGUUUCUGCUCCAUGGUGGGCCGCAUUGGGUCCAUUGUGGCGCCGCAGAUGCCACUCCUGGCGAUCUACGUGGAGUGGCUUCCAUCAGUGCUAUUCGGGAGUGCGGCUCUGCUAGCUGCAUCACUGAUGCUGACUACCCCGGAGACACUCAACGUGCGGUUACCAGACACCAUCCAGGAGGCAGAGGAGAUCGGGCUCAAACCCCGCGCGGCCCCACCCCCGAAAACUUGCGAUACUGACACUCACGUCACUUCCAAGUUCUGACGAUAACACUAAAGCUUACAACAUUAGCUAUGUGUAAUAAUAAUACUGGCCAUAGACAAAAAAAUAUAAUCAUAGAGCAAUAAAACUUGUACAGGAAAAAAUAUAAUUAUAGUUACUAAUAUAGACUUAGGGUAUGUUUUGAUAUGCACUGCGAGCACUGCACAGUCCUAUUACUGUAGAAAAAUUCGUUCCGUUAUGUACUGCCAGUAUACUGCCGUAUUACCCUAGGGAAAUAUAUGACGUCAUAAAACGCCGCCAUAUUCUCUUUAAUACACUCAUUUGAAUGCUGCGUCAGAAAAUAUGGCUGACAGAAUACGGGAUUGCGUACCGUUUUAAAUAGUAACCAGUAUAACUGGCUAUAAAGGAACGGCUUCGGCUAUACUAAAUUGACGUCACACUGUACAGUGGUCGCAGUGAAUAUCGGAACAUACCCUUAGAGUAUAGCGUGUUUGCGACUUGAUAGCCCGACAAUGACUAGUGGUUAGUGAUGGUUUUAACUUGAAGCUAUCGCCAAGUUUUGUAUCUUGCUGUGUCUCCGUUAGAGAAAUUCUUCUCUCUAACACGCUAUGUUUGUUUACACGAUAGUUUAUUUUAAGUCUAUAGGUAGGACUGUGGGACGCGGAGGUCUGUGAAAACAGCUCUGAUAGAAAAGCGUUUAUAUAAUGCUUGUAUGUAACAUAUUAAAUGCAAACCGAACCAAAUUGUUUAAGAAACUUAUUGACGCACAACAACGACCAAUGGCCUAUUAAAAGGUCGUCAAAAAUGUCCGAGCGGCGUUGUACGUAUAUAUGUAAACUUAACAGAUAAUAUCAAAUUAACACCUUAUUUCGAGGCAGUAAAGUUCAAAGUACACUACUGAGAAAUUAUUUAGGAAAUUAUUGAGAACGUCAAAUUAGUUUCACACUUUUGUUAACUUAAAGUGUAAAUCACUUACCUGUAAUACGACACUGCAUCCAUUUUAAAUUUGGAUUAUUUGGACAGUUUUUCACUGAACACUUUAUCUUUGCGUGGUGUUCAAUUCAAAGCGCGGUCGAAACAAAACUGACUGAACACAAUUUUUGAGCGUGAUUGUGAACCCAGUUGCUUAUUGUACGUCCUCAUAUAACUCGUGAAUUGGUUCAGUAUAUUUAGUGGUUGCCGUUUCUGGAAUUUAAAAUAUUAAUUUCAUAACUUUAUUAACUAUGGCUAUAAUAAUUGUAAAAUAUGAUUUUAUUUUCAACUUCUAGUGAUUUAGUAUGUUGUGAAAAUACAGAUCUUGCGCUUAAUGGGAAGUCUUUUUUUAAAUAAGAGGGAGCAGACGGGCAGAAGGCUCACGUGAUGGGAAGUAGUGAGACAACCGCCCAUGGAAGUCCACAAUAACAGGGACAGGCCUUUAAGAUGGAAUUAUGCUCUAAGUUUGAAGAUUCAAAGUCGUAUCUGUUCGCGAAAACUAUAACCGCUAAUUGAUUCCACAAAGUUGCUGUGUAAGCAGGCCUGUCUCACUCCCUGUGUAGGAUCGAAAACGUAAGUACGUAUGGCGGCCUCUACACAGUAGGCCACCCAGUAGGGACUCACGAGCGAGCAGUGACGCACGCGCGAGCUUUGCUAUCACCUACUUCACCGAUCCGACCGAUAUUUUAAUGGAGAAACAUAAAUAAAGCAAAGCAUAUGCUAUAUAAUAAAAUAAAGAUCAUUGCGAUCCAAAUUUAAACCUAUUAAUUCUUCUUAAGACGCUGAAACAAUCUAUUUAAAGUGAUUAUUAUUAUAAUGAAAUUACCAUUCAUGAUAGCUACCUAUAUAUUUACUAUAUACUAAGUAGGUUUGACUAUGUUGUGGUGUUCGAAAGCAUACAAUAGAGACACACAAGACAGACAGUAUCUGUACCAAAUGUAGGUCUGACAACGAAAUAAUAUUGUUUUAAAAUUACGAUUGCAUUUCUAAUUAUAUAAUAGAAAAAAACUGAGCUAUUUUUAUAAGAUGACCUUUUACUUGGUAAGCUACAGUUUUAGGUAAAGAAGGCAACCCUAAUGUCGUCAGAAGAGGUAAGAGUCACGCGAUAGAAAGAGAGGCAACUUCUAGGUGAAUAAAAAUGUAGGUUAGUAGCGCUGUGCGAUCUGAAUUACACCUUAUUGUAUGACCGCAAUUUCUUUAAUUGAUUUCGUAGAGUGAGACAUCCGUACUUGUACUAUUCUGUAUUCUUUGACGUGGGGACGUUUCGGCAUUGUAUGAUGCGAAUUAUCGGAGUCCCGCUGUAGACACGCGACAUCGGUGUACUAUGGGACACGUAUUAUUCACAUUGUGACGUCAUUGCUGACGAGUGACAAGAGAAUAACACUAUUGUGUUCUAUAAGUGUAGGUAUAAACAAGGUAUUAAAAAGCCGUCCAAAAACAGAUUUUUAUGUGACUGACUUUUAUACCUAUCUUUAAAUUCUCUAUCUGAAUAUUUCAAUAAAACCCUUUUAAAGGAUAUUUAAACGCGUGUAACUGUAACUGUGUUUUACAAUUAGUUUUUGCCUAAAAGUUUUUAUUUAAGUGACCUAUUCAGAGCACGCUUUCAGGGGGACUGCGAUUGACUUGAGUCAAGAUAGUAUUUAUCAUAGUUGUCAUUAUGAAGUUUAGCGCCAUAUUUUGUUUUAUUUGGAGGUGUUAUUUGCUGUAGACAGAUGGCAAAAUUUACUGACAGUGUAAAUUACACGCCUUUUAAUCCUUUAAAAAUUGUUUUAUUUAAAUAUGUAACACUCAAGAAACAACUAUGAUUCAACGUUCAAAAUUUAUUCAAAAUAAAAAUAAAUACAGACGAGCCAUCUCAAUGUAGAAGCACGACACUAACAUUCAAAUAUGAACCCUAUUGUUGGUUAUAAAUACUUUGCGGAGGGUUUUCAAUAACGUAUCUCUAGUUACGGAUAGAUUGUUAUCAACGUUUAAUGACAAGAUCUUAUCUAUCCAUAGUUAUGUCCAACAUAGUUUGUAAUGAGUUAUAGUCCAAUGCUUUAUGUCGAUAUGUUAUUGAAAUGUAAGUAAGCGUAAAAGGAUAGAUUUGUCUACUCUUCUCUAGUAAGUUAAACUAAGGAUAGAUAGGUUAUUGAAAACGGCCGUUAGUGAAUUAUUAUGAGACGGACUAUUAAAAUGUAUUGACUGUCAUGUUUUUAACUUUAGUUAAUGCACAAACGUGAUUUCUUUAUAUUAUAAACUAUUAACUUAAGGCUGCUAUCCCAAGAAAUCGCCAAAAUAGCGCAUUAUUGAAACCAUUUCAUAAAGUUUUAUAUAAAGUUUGUAUUUUUACAAAAAAUAUUUAUAUGUCUACAGAAUAUGAGAAGAAAAUUCAUUUUUCUUUUACAUUUCUAUCUCCAUGCGGAAAAGUACCAACGAAGUACCCCUCUCCUCCCUCCCUCCCUCUCCAACUCUUACAGUUGGAGACAUCUUAAUCAUUCAAUAUAGAUAAAGAUUAUAUUAAAAACUAUUAACUGUAAGAGUUAGGGGUAUUUUGGUGGUACUUUUUCGCAUGGAGAUAGAAAUGUGAAAAACAUGAUAUAGUUUUGUUAUUUUUGUUAAGAAAAUUGUAUUAUGUUUGUAGUAAAUUAAAAUUGCUUCUAAUUCAGAAUUAAAACUAUGACGAUCUUGUACGGGAGAGGUAUCCUAGCUUCGCUCGAUUCCUCAAGGCCGUUGAUUUGAUCUCCAGCCUUAAAUACUUCCAAGUGCUCACAAAUAGUAGAUUGUUAACCGAGGGUCUAAAGAAUCAAUUCCCGAGGUACUUAGACCGGCUAUAGUCCGAGCAGGAAUUGAUUCUUUUACCCGUGUUAAACACUCUACUUUUCAUUUCGAAUAUGAGGAAAAUAAAACUAGUUGUUUACCAGUUAUUUAUUCAUAAUAUUUAAUAAUAUUAGUAGUACCUAUUUAAAAUUAACUGUCAAAUUAGGACAAUUUAUGUCGACUUUUAAAAUUUUAAAUAUAGAACUCACCGCGUAAUUGUUGCGGUUUAUUCCGCUUAAAGAAGUUUGCGCUAAGUUCAAACUGGCUGUUUAGAAAGUCACAUGGUCGCAGCAUUUUUUUAAUUAGUUGUUUUUUUAGAUAAAACUCUUCACAGCUGACAGCAGUUCUAUUUUUAAAGUUUAUUCCGGCCCUUAGGUGGGAAAUAAUUUGUAUGAGUUUUUCCCUCUGUAUGGAAGGAAGCAGCAUUUUCCACCCAAUAAUCAGAUCAAAACAACAUUAUUAAACAUUCCGAGUAUGUGAAAUGAAAAAGUCUUUUUCGUCCAUAGAGAGCUUCCCUCCAUAGAGAGGGAAAAACUCAUACAAAUUACUUCCCACCUAAGGCCGGAAUAAACUUUAAAAAUAGAACUGCUGUGAAGAGUUUUAUGUAAAAAAGAACUAAUAAAAAAAAACUGUCAUGUGACUUUCUAAACAGCCAGUGUGAACUUAGCGCAAACUUCUUUGAGUGGAAUAAACCGCAAACAUUACGCUGUAAGUUCCAUAUUUGAAAUUUAAAAGUCGACAUAAAUUGGCGGGAUACUAAUCUGUGCUUAGAUAAAAAACUAAUUUUAUUUUCCUCAUAUUCGAAAUGAAAAGUAGAGUGUUUAACUCGGGUAAAAGUAUCAAUUCCUGCUCGGACUAUAGCCGACGUCACUGCACUCGGGCGUCGAAAUACCUCGGGAAUUGAUUCGUUCGACCCUCGGUUAACAAUCUGCUAUUAAAUUACCGAAUCUAAUGCACGUUCGGAAAAAGUUGAGCUCGUGAGAAGAACAUAAAAGAAACUCAACGGCUACUUUUAAAUCAAUUGGAGUAUUUUAUAAAAGCUGUGAUAUACAUAACAAAUAAGUUUGUAAGUUGCUGCAUCCAAUAUAAUACGAAUCGUGUUGAAAAUUAAAAGAGUUUUAGGUACUUCAUAGAAAUAAACUGUAAAUAUAAAAUAUCGUAUAUUGGAUGCAUCAACCUUUAGAGCUUGAAUUCUUUAGAUUAAAUAUUGGUCUUCGCUGCGCUCCAACUAGUCACCGCAGGCUUAGCCGCAAAGUGCGGCAACUAAUACUACGCCCAAGUGGGCGUAAUCGAGCCAGUCUCGAACAAUGUGUGACGUUGACGUGCCACAUGUUCUGUUAAACUCUGCUAAUAAUUGAAACUAAAAUGCCGGGUUGCGUAGUAAAACUUUGUAAAAAUAAUACUACAAGAAAUAAGAAAGACACUGGGAUCAUAUAACAUCAGUAAGUAUUUUGUAUUUUAUUAAUUUAAAUGUAAAAUAACACGAAGCGUAUGUUACAAAUUUUGAAAGUUGCCAUUGAGUGUAAAUAUGCCACGCACACAAGCAUCUAAUAGUUCCCGUAAAAAAAAGCUAUUGUUCUUAGGUAGUGUGGUAUCUAGUUGGAGCGCAGCGGAGACCAAACCUUAAUCUAAGUUGAAUUCAUUGUUUUUGUACUAUUUAUGUACAUUGUUUGUGUAUCAUUACAAUUACACUAGUAUGCUGUGUAAUAUUUACAGUUUUAUAAUUAAUUGGUUCAUUUAUAACUUCAGUUCAACGUUGUACUGUUAAAUCUACUGUAAAUCAAAGUUAAACAAAAUGUAUUUUUAAAAUGUAUUUAUGACGGCGGAUGAGAAAAUAAAAUAUACAAUUUUGGACUUUAUUGAAUUUUAAAAACUAGAAAAAUAUAUAAAAAUUUUUGUAAAUCAAUGUGUUACCGAUAUUAAUUUCAGUUAAAAUAACACAACAUAUAACAUUAUAUAACUGUUAUAAUAACAGUUAAAUAACAGUUAAAAUAUAAUUUCAAUAUUUAAGUGUUUUUAAUUUAAAUUUAUAUGAAAUUAAUUAUUAAAUAUAAGUAUGCUUAUUUAAUACCAAGUGUAAUAUAUUAGAUUUAUUAUGAUAUAUCAUAGUGAGAUAUUGAAGCGAUGUAUGAGAUGAUAAUAUGACAAUAAAUACAGAUCAUUCCAUACGCA
Leptidea sinapis is the source of this 7961-nucleotide messenger RNA. RefSeq names its product organic cation transporter protein-like. Gene Ontology annotation, biological process: transmembrane transport. Gene Ontology annotation, molecular function: transmembrane transporter activity. The transcript has 7 exons. NCBI's taxonomy places the organism in Eukaryota, Metazoa, Arthropoda, Insecta, Lepidoptera, Pieridae. Gene Ontology annotation, cellular component: membrane. Bases 438 to 2060 code for a protein of 540 amino acids. The record is from RefSeq and is a predicted model, not a curated record.